AUGUCCUUGCGGUCUCCCUCUGCCUCGCCGCACCCAGAAGAGCGCAGCUUGAAACGACGCAAACUCGAGUCCACCGCCCUCACUUCGGUCGGCCAAGAGAGCACCAUGGCAACCCAGGCUGCUAGCUCCCGUACGCUGGAGCUUACCGAAGUGGAACAGACACUACGCAGGCUGCUGCUCGAUGUUGCUGAAUACAUUGACAACAACCCCCCUCCCGCCUCUGAUGAGUCACACGUUCAGCUUCCUGAAGAUUUGGCAAAUGCCAAACUCGUGCUUCGUUUCACCGGCGGAUGGGUGAGAGACAAGCUUCUCGGCGUCGAGAGCCAUGAUAUAGACGUCGCAAUCAACAAGAUGACCGGCUAUCAGUUCGGCCUGCGUCUGAAAGAGUACUUGGAAAUCCCAGGCAAUCCCGAGAAGUAUGGUCUUGAAGGCGUGGCUUCGUCAGACAAGGCUGGCACGUCUGCAAAGAACAAACAGGUUGGCGGGCUCCAUAAAAUUGAAGCCAAUCCGGAGAAGUCAAAGCACCUUGAGACUGUGACAACCAGAAUUCUGGGCCUUGACAUUGACCUAGUCAACCUACGGAAGGAGACGUACUCUGAGGACAGCCGCAACCCGCAAAUGGAGUUUGGCACUCCAGAAGAGGACGCUCUCCGCCGCGAUGCUACCGUAAAUGCCAUGUUCUACAACUUGAACACCUCAGAAGUUGAAGACUUCACGGGCAAAGGUUUCGAAGACAUGGAGCUGCGUAUCAUCCGUACGCCCCUCGAGCCUUACCAAACUUUCAAGGAUGAUCCACUUCGCGUACUGCGCUUGAUCCGUUUUGCCAGUCGACUUGGCUACAGCAUCGAUCCUGCUUCAGAAGAAUUCAUGGGCAAUGAAGACAUCAAGAAAGCGCUCCACGUCAAGAUCAGCCGUGAAAGAGUGGGAGUGGAGUUGGAAAAGGCAUUGAAAGGACCCGACCCCCUUGGUGCACUCCAAUACAUUGACCGCCUUGGCCUCUACACGACGGUGUUCUCAGACCCCACAAAAGAUCAUAAUUUCACUCCUCCAACCAAUUGGCCUGUGGCAUAUCAGUGUCUCUCCAGGAUACUGCAGUCUCAGGAACCGGCCUCAAAAAAUGUCAAGUCAACGACCAUCCGAGAUGCCGAGGACUCAUACUUGUCGUGGCUCAUCUCAGCAAUUGUUCCGUGGGCCGAUGCACCGGAGCCGCAACCGCUGAAGCCAGGAACGAAAGCACCUCCCCCGGUGGUUUGCUCUGUGGCGAGAGAGGGCAUUAAAGCUCCGAACAAGGUCUGCGAUGUCAUGACGGCGUCGGUCAAGAACCUCGAGGAGAUCCGUGGACUGAAGGACAAGUUCAAUGUCCAACAGCGCCUGCCACAGAAGAAGUCCGAGGGUGAUGAUGCUACUGCUCCCGACACUAUUGGCAUGGCUAUUCGCAAGUGGGGCCCAACUUGGAGGAAUCAGGCUCUGUUCGUGCUCUUGUACGAGGUCCUGGCCCUUCCUGAAGGAGAACAAGAGAUUAUUUCGUCUUACAGCAAGUGGUUUGAGCAUAUUCAAAAGCUGAACCUGACAGAGGCUUACGCCCUCAAGCCUCUUCUGGACGGAAAGACACUUGCUAAGGCGUUGGAAACACCCCCUGGUCCUUGGAUGAAAUCUGCUCUCGACGUAGUCAUGGCAUGGCAACUGCGCAACCCUGACAUUACCGAUCCGGCUGGUGCAGUCGAAGAAGUGCGGAUUCAGCGCCAGACUCAAGAGACUAGCUCUGACAAGCAGCAGACCGGUAAGAAGAAGGGUGAGCUGACUUCCCACCUCGCAUCGCACUUCCUCCAGCUUACCAUCCGUCCGCUCUUCGCGAAGACUCAAAAUCCCGCAGUGACCGCUCAAGGUCGUAAGAGCAUCCAUUCUUCUGCUCCUCGCGCGACUCAACUCAUUCACGAGGACGAGUCCGAAUCAAAACCUUGGAAAGGCGAAAAGGAGGGUUAUGCAUUAGAGCUGCUACGCUGGGUUCUCCUCACCGUGGAUGCUGAAGGGAUCGAAAAAAUAUGGCCAUUGGUCAUUCCACCCAUCUUUGCUCUCGUCGACGACUCAGAUCCAAAGUUCAAAGCAAAAGGCUGUGACCUGCUUAAACUACUAGUGGAAAUCACACCACCUUCGCUGCUCUCACGGACUGGCCUUGCACAGGAAUUCGAAAAAUCUCUGUUCCCAUGUCUUACCUACCUUCCCUCCCUCACGCCAGAAUCGGAAUCCAUUCUGCUUCUCAAUGCUGCAUAUCCUGCCCUCAUUUCUCUCGCUAAAACCCGUUACCCCAUCCCUCCCCGUACAGACCCCAUCUCUGAGGAAUUCUACCAGCGUGCUGGAGCGCUGGAUAAAUUGAUUUGGGACGAACUGAAGGUGGAAUUGCGAAAGGUCUCGGAUCGGUUGAAGAUAGUUAAUGAUGACUCGGAAGACAUGAUGUGGGAGGCAGAGACCCAGCGAUUGAUCGAAGCGGAUGCAAGGCUGGAGGAAUUGUUUGCUUAG
Lasiodiplodia theobromae is the source of this 2517-nucleotide messenger RNA. Its product is annotated as tRNA nucleotidyltransferase. Bases 1 to 2517 code for a protein of 838 amino acids. Gene Ontology annotation, biological process: tRNA 3'-terminal CCA addition. The record is from RefSeq and is a predicted model, not a curated record. Gene Ontology annotation, molecular function: ATP:3'-cytidine-cytidine-tRNA adenylyltransferase activity; RNA binding. Lineage: Eukaryota; Fungi; Ascomycota; Dothideomycetes; Botryosphaeriales; Botryosphaeriaceae. The transcript is spliced from 4 exons.